GUUAAAAGACCCAACCGGAGUAAAAGGCACCGCAGAGAACUGGGUAUUCUAGAAAUGACCGUUGUUUGAAAGCCAAAAAUUCAAAUUCACAAACGACCGUUACCCAAAUCUUUUCACUUUCCUUUUUAUUCUUGAAAAGCAUUUUCACCUCCAAUUUCAUCAUCUUAUAUCAGUCAUCUCAUCCAAUCCUUCUCUUCCUCUCACUUCAAAAACUCUCUCUAAAAGGUCGAAACUUUCGAAUCAUCGAAGAAAAUUUCAGAAAAAAUGGCACUGAGGCCUCUUGAUAACACGCUGCCAAUCACUGCCGAAAGGCCUAAAAAGCAAGCGAAGAUCGCAAUCUCAGCUCAGAAGGAGAAGCAGCAGCCCGAUCAUGGCGUCAACGAUGAAAAUAUGGUUCCGCUGCCGGUGUCGACGGAUGUAUCCAUCGACUACAUUUCCUCUGAAAAUCUCAAGCCCUUUCAAGACCCUAAUUCCAAAAUUGAGGGUUUGAUUGGAGGGUUGGAGUCAAAAGAUUGGUUGAAGGUGUGUGAGUCACUCAAUGAUGUUAGGCGAUUCGCGCUUUAUCACUCUGCUCUUCUGCAGCCAAUUCUGGAAAAAGUGGUGCUAGUGAUGGUGAAAGCAAUCAAGAAUCCAAGAAGUGCACUGUGCAAGACUUCAAUCAUGGCUGCUGCUGAUAUUUUCAAUGCCUUUGGUGAAACCCUACUUGAAUCUGCUCCUGAUGCUUUUAGCCAAUUGUUGUUGCAGCUGCUACUGAAAGCUUCACAAGACAAGAAAUUUGUGUGUGAAGAAGCAGACAAGGCACUAUUGGCUAUGGCAAAGUCCAUGGCUCCUCUCUCUCUCCUCCAUAAGCUCGGUGCAUACGUCGGGCACAUGAACCUCAGAGUCAGGGCAAAGGCCGCGAUUUCUAUCUCCAACUGCGUCUCAAACAUGGAUCUGAAAAGCAUGGAGGGGUUUGGCUUAGCGGCAUUGAUUCAGAUCGCAUCGAAGCUGUUGAAUGACAAGCUCCCUGAGGCAAGAGAAGCAGCUAGAGGAAUUGUGGUCUCACUGUAUGGAGCAAUGACAGAAGGUGAAGAAGAGAAGCAGGAGUUUUGGCAAAGCUUUUGCCACUCUAAUCUGCCUGCUAUUCAUGCACAAGCUAUGGUCAAACUUGUUUCUUCUUAGUAUAGUGAUUAUGAAUUAUGAUCAAGUAGAUUCAGGUCUUUAGUUUCAAGAGUUUUCUUUUAGCUGUGACAGGAUAAGAUUUGCUUCAUGUAAAGAUCAUUUUUACAUGAAUGUUAGGAUGUUAUAUAAUUUUUAUAUAAUGCUAUUAUUUGAUUCCAA
Molecule: messenger RNA, 1320 nt
Organism: Salvia miltiorrhiza (redroot sage)
Lineage: Eukaryota; Viridiplantae; Streptophyta; Magnoliopsida; Lamiales; Lamiaceae
Exons: 5
Coding region: 265-1161 (298 amino acids)
Biological process (GO): microtubule cytoskeleton organization
Cellular component (GO): cytoplasmic microtubule
Molecular function (GO): microtubule binding
Source: RefSeq, a predicted model, not a curated record